AUGACUGGAGCGCUGCCUACUGGACUCAUUCUCUUCUCCUUUAUGGUUGUAUGUGAGAGUGAGCCAACACAUACUGGACCAGACAGAGUGGGGGGAUCACAUGGACAGUCCGAACUGGUCCAUCUGACGUCUCAUUCGGCCUUCCAGCUGUUCAAUGACUCGCUUGCCUUUACCAGAGCAGAGAGUUUUUGCAGAGGCCAGUUCAGCUCCCUCGCCAACCUGGACCAGACAGAGGACCGGGAAGGGACCUUAGAGCUGCUACAACAGACUGGGCUUACUUUAGCUAUUUGGGUUAGGGACCCCAGUAAAGUAGCCUCCAAGCCUGUGGCCCUAGCCAAGCAGUAUGUGCAGUUCUCAGCUCUAAACUUCACAAAGGAAUCCCGUGAGGGCUUUGCUCGUGUCAACAUGUCCUUCCCUGCCCUUUCAUCUGUCAGUGUGUGUGUUCGAGUUCAGUGGGACCCAGACUGGAAUGAGGUGUCCACCAUCUUCUCCUAUGCUGCACCUGUCUUUACCAAUGAGUUCCAGCUACGAGGCCAAGCAGACAUGCAGGAACGCAUCCUCCUGGCGCUAAUCAUCCAUGGGAAGCACCUGCCGUAUAAGGCAUCCUUCCCCAAUGACGGUGCGUGGCAUCACAUUUGUGUUACAUGGCGCCGCAGCAUUGGCCAAUGGGCUAUCUAUGUGGACGGUAUCAGGAAGGACAUGGGAUCAGGAACAGACACUUCUAGGGAUAUCCAUGGAGACGGGAUACUCAUUCUGGGACAGGACCAAGACUCCUUUGGAGGGAAUUUUACGGAGCCUUUUUUUGGAGCUAUCACUGACCUGAAUGUUUGGAAUAUGUAUCUGGAAACAAGAUAUGCCACUGCCCUCAAUGCGUGUUCACUCAUGAGCCAGGAAGUGCUGUUCAGUUGGAAUCCACACUACCUUACCAGCCACCCAGUGGUCAAAGAGGUGCAGGCCCUUCUGUUUUGCCCAGCUGUAGACCAGCAGAUGGAGCUGCAGGGCUGCAGGACGCUGCAGCGCUGGUCAGAUCAGCCCCCACUGUUUGGCUUGACAGACUGCUUGGAACGACUGCCAUUCAUCUGCAGGAGCAGCAGAGAGCGUUACCUAAAAAUGAAGCAGAUGAGUAGGUCUCAGCCUUCUGCCUUUCUGAACCAUCUGAUGAAGAUUUCCAACAAAACCCAGCCCGUGCUGGAGCAGCAACCAUCAGGGCUGAGCAGCCUGGCCCAGGCAUCCGACCUCCUGGAAAUCUCUGUCCAAGCUUUGGAGGACACUCAGCAGGAGGGACUGCAGCCAACAGACAUAGUGUCCCUCAUUCAGCUACUCUCUCUGGCUGCUGACAUCCCCUCACAGCCGUCUGCUGCUGCCACCAGCCCCAGACAGGACAGCAUCCAGGAGCUCAGCCAGCACUUCAUCAGCGUGGCAGACAGCAUCAUUAAUGAAGAAAACGCACUAAAGUGGCAGGCCAUCAGAGAGGUGGUGAAUGGCCCCAUGGAUGUGGUCAAGAGUAUUGACCGGAUGGUGACCAGCCUGAGCCCUCACUUGAUGGCAGAUACUGAUCACCUGACCAUUUACCGCCCCAAUAUCAAAGUGGAGGUGCAGCAGCAGUCACUGCAGGAAGGAUUCAGAGGAUCAAUCUUCUGUGGGCCUGAGACAGAGAAGCACACCAACCUAGACUGUAUUUCAGUCCCACUUCAGAACAUACAGGAUCUCCAUAACAACGGCUUCACUAAGCUCACGUUGGUCAAUACGUGGUAUGGCUCUCUGCGGCCUCUUUUCAGUGCUGAGGAGAACAUCACUAUGGUUCCGACGGUCACGGAUGGCAGCCAGAGGUAUUUGGGCACUGUCUUGGGCUCCUCUGUCAUCUCCACCACAGCGCUGGGAGAUGACCAGCCGGUUAGCAUGGCAGUUCACUUCCAGCUCCGGCACAGAGUACAGAAUCCCACUGGUACUGUGUAUGAUCCAGUGUGUGCAUUCUGGGAUUUUGAUCUCAGUCCGGAGGCUGGUGGGUGGUGGAAUACCAAAGGCUGUGAGGUAGUGUCCAAAGAAUAUGGAUACACUGUGUGCCAUUGCAACCAUACCACAAAUUUUGCAUUGCUGCUGCAGGUUUAUGAAACCCAGAGGAGCCCGGAGAACGAAAACGCUCUGCAGGUGUUGACGUUCAUCGGCUGUGGAGUGUCUCUGUGUGGCCUCCUCUUCACCUUCAUCCUCUUCAUCGCUGUGGGUGUCCCUAAAUCAGACCGUACCACUGUGCAUAAGAACCUGAUAGUUUCUCUGGGCAUCGCGGAGCUGCUGUUGAUGUGCAGUGACUGGGCGUCUGCAAAUGAGGAAGCGUGCUUCAUGGUGACUGCACUCCUUCACCUCUUCUUCAUGGCGUCCUUCUCCUGGAUGCUUGUGGAGGGCCUGCUGCUCUGGAGCAAAGUAGUGUCAGUCAACAUCAGUGAGGACCGCAGGAUGAAGCUCUACUACAUCAUUGGCUGGGGAUUGCCUGUUCUAAUAGUUGGUGUAACACUGGCAGUAUCAGUGGACAAAUACAAGGCAGAUGAUCACUGCUGGCUCAAUGUGAAGACUGACACCAUCUGGGCCUUUGUGGGACCUGUAAUAUUUGUCUUGGCGGUCAAUGCAGUUGUGCUGUGUCGGGUUGUCAUGGUGACAGUUUCCAGUGCUCAUCGUCGUGCUAAGAUGCUCAGUCCAAGCUCAGCAUCAAAGUUGCAGACCUUUGACCUCACCUGGGCUGUGACACGUCCAGUUCUCAUCCUGCUGCCCGUGCUGGGUCUGACCUGGCUGUGUGGGGUGCUGGUCCAUCUGUCUGUUGUAGUCGCCUAUGUCUUCAUCGCCCUUAAUGCCUUCCAGGGCCUGUACAUCUUCUUAGUGUAUGCUGUUUACAACAGUGAGGUGAGGAAUGCCAUCAAGAGGAUCAAAGAAAAGAGAAAGGCCUUAUCUUUCACGAACUGUUCCCAGCCAACCAGCUUCCUGCCAUCCCAAAGGGCCCCAAUUACCUCCUGGUGCCGCAGUCAACCUGCCCCCUCCAGUCCUGAGACCAGUGAGACCUCUGGACCCCCCAGUUCCAUGUCCACAUCAUUGGUCAUCAAGAACGAGAGUUUCAGAACUGACAGCUUUGUGAGUUUCUCUCUAAAACCAGCAUCAGGAGACCAAGUGGUCCAGCUGACUGCAUUCAAACCAUCAGGUUGUUGAACUGCAAAUGGAGCGGACCCUGAUACUCACUUACUAUAAACAUGCAUCAUCCUGAAAGAAGGGGAGAGUGGACCCACACAUCCACAGGCACCACCUGAUGAAGAGCCUGCCCAACACACACACUGGAGGUUGUGAGAGAGAAGCAGCGUGAAGUAGAGAUACACCUCACUGCUCUGAGGUCAGAUCAAUAUUCUGAUCUGACCACUUAUUUUUCUCUCACUGUUUGUAAAAUAAACUCUAAUCACUGAGGAAGAUUUACAGUGAUUCCACAAACUUAAAAAUACAGAUUGCCCAAAUUCAAAGUCAGUUUUGAGAAUACUAUUUUAUUCUCCACAAACAUGAUUUUGAACAGACUUUAUAUGAUAUGAUAUAGUAAUUAAAACUGUAGACGGUAGUUUUUCAUAAUCAUGUUAAAGACACGUUGCUGUUGCUGUUAGCUGUGGUAGAAGCACAUCCACCUGAAAACUAAAUAAAACUAAGCCACUGUAUUUUCUUGACUACAUGGUGAAUUUUUCAGUAUUAUUCAUUAAAUGUUAUUUAGAACAGUGCUUGCUCGCCUGCUCCCAAAGGCCCACAAAUAUGUACCUCAACAACACUGGGCCUCAUUCUUCUUUAUUUCUGCUUUCAAACUUGGGGCCCAACAUUUUCUCCUAUAGAAUAGUCCUUUGUUUUUUAGUUUUUUCUUGCUGUAAAGUGUGUUGUCAGUCUUACUGUACUGUAAAUAGAAGAUAUAAUAAAGUUUUAGAUUAUAUCCUUACAGCUCAACAGGCUUUGGGCUGUAAAACAACAACCAGAUAGUGAGAGUUUGACACAUCCCAGAGAUGUUCAAACGACGUGAGAACCAGUCUGCUUUUUCUAUAUUAUGAAAAGCAGCACCCAUCUUGGCUUUGCUCUCUCGUCCGUACAGCAGAGAUCACUGUACACUGAGAAAGUCUGUGGAUAUCCCAGAGGUGUGUGUAGGUGUGUGUUUCUGCUUGUCUGUCUGUUUGUUUGUGUGCGUGUGCCUGUGUGUGUGUGUGUGUGUGUUGUUUGUGUGUCCAUAUGUGAAAAAAAAUAGCAGAUGUUUGUGGUUAUACAUGAUGAUUUUUGAUGAUAAUGUUUUGAAGUCAGACAAGGCUAAACAACAGCCGCACUGUUCAAUUCAGGAAUGUUGGUCCUUUUAUCCCGCCUCGCUGGUCCUUAUAAAUGAUUCUGACAUGGAAUGGUGUGGGGGGGGGUUCCACCUUGAUUCUGGAGGUAGAGGUACUUCACAGCCGGAGAAUAUAAGAAGUGGGACUGACAUAGUGGGACAGGACACUGUACAUCUUCCAUCACAUAGUGGUUCAUUGUAAAAAAACAGAGGAAGCACAACGAGGGAUCUUCUUAGCGCUGGUGUUAUGGGACCUCUGUAUAAAAGGGGCCAGUGACUGAAUAGAAUAUCCUUUUGUACACAGUAUAUGAGCUCUGUAUCAUUUGUGCACAAUAUGAUGAAUGUCAUGCAAUGAUAGUCGACACAAGCGGAGCUUUUCUUCAUUGAAUUUUAUUUUAUUGUUAUGAU
Messenger RNA from Platichthys flesus (European flounder), 4729 nucleotides. RefSeq names its product adhesion G protein-coupled receptor D2 (gene adgrd2). Gene Ontology annotation, cellular component: membrane. The record is from RefSeq and is a predicted model, not a curated record. NCBI's taxonomy places the organism in Eukaryota, Metazoa, Chordata, Actinopteri, Pleuronectiformes, Pleuronectidae. Gene Ontology annotation, biological process: adenylate cyclase-activating G protein-coupled receptor signaling pathway; cell surface receptor signaling pathway. The transcript is spliced from 25 exons. Gene Ontology annotation, molecular function: G protein-coupled receptor activity. The coding region runs from base 1 to 3192 and encodes 1063 amino acids.